This is a messenger RNA of Schistocerca gregaria, 1298 nucleotides long. RefSeq lists its product as uncharacterized. Gene Ontology annotation, cellular component: cytoplasm. The record is from RefSeq and is a predicted model, not a curated record. NCBI's taxonomy places the organism in Eukaryota, Metazoa, Arthropoda, Insecta, Orthoptera, Acrididae. The transcript has 3 exons. The coding region runs from base 104 to 1072 and encodes 322 amino acids. Gene Ontology annotation, biological process: regulation of apoptotic process.
CUUUUUGAAGUAAAGUAUGCCGUGAACUGAGCUGAGUGUACUAUUAUUUUAAAUAUAGAGAGUUGGUUAAAUAACUUUUGCAGUAUAUAUUAGCAUUUUCUCUAUGGCUCAGGAAGUAAGCGACUUGAAAAAAGUAGAUGAUGUCUCCAACGAUGAGGAGCCCUACACAUUAACUGAAGAAUGCCAAUUGAUGGGAUUUGUUCAGGUGAAAAAAAAUCGCAAAAAAGAGUUCAAAUCACGUUAUGGAGUUAUUAGCUAUGGGACUCUUUUCUGGUUUAAAAGUUCUUCUGAUGUAAGCCCAUGUGGAAAAUUUGAUCUUCAAUCUUGCAAAAUUAGCGAUGUUUUGGAGGCCGAAAAAAAACAAUUUGUGAUCGAGAUUCAGAAUCAACAAUCAAUAUUUUUGGCGUUUUCCAGUCUUGCUGACAAGCAAAAAUGGGUGGAAGGACUUCAAGCGGCUACUUCUAAGGAUCCAGUUGAAUCUGUUGACCGUAAAGUUAUCGAAAUUAAGAAGCAAAGCUUUGGUAUUCGCGCGAAAAAACACUUGGCAGGUGAAUUUGUCACAAGCAAAGUAGGAAAGCAUGUCGUGAAAAAUAUGAUGAAUGACGAUCUUAACUCAUUGAUUAAGGCAUUUAAUUUUAUUGUGAUGAAAAUUGAUGGCAAAAAAAAAGCGGAUGAAAUAGCUAAAAAUAUUACCAAACUAGUGACAAAGGCAUACUUAUUAACUGAAAAUAAAAAGCUUGCAGAUGAUGCGUUUCUAGCAGCAGACAAACCACUUCGAGAGUCCUUUGAAUUGAUGAUUAAGUGCUUUAGAGGAAAACGACGUGUCAGAGAAUGCGUGCUACUAGAGGCCCUGGAAACGGUAAUAGAAUCCCUUAAGAAGGUUGAAAAGAUUAUCACAGAAAUUUUGCAUCCGUUUUUAACUCCGAAGAGCAUGUUCCGUUUAGCGUCUGUGUUUGGGUACAUCACAUCUAUAGAAUUCUUGAAAAAAGUUUUUUCAGAUGAAGACUUAGAUGAGGAACUCGACAAACUCAUCGAUGCUAUGCAGUACUAUACACAAUUUGAUUUGACAUGAUGUGGGAGUAUAGGAACAAGGUAUACAAUAUAUGGUUUUUAACAUUUCUGAAAGUUCAUUUUAUUGUUUUCGCUAUACAGAAUAAGCUUUGACGUAGCAUUUCUAUGACAAGAGUACUUUUUAUUGAUCUAAAAGUGGAGUGAAACAACUGGGAAUGAUCUUCAAAACACCAAAGAAGAAACCGGUUCCUGAUUAUAAGGUUUCCGAUGAUAAAAUAUACAAUUAU